AUGAAUCGAAGUCAUGAUCAGUCAAAGAAGGAAGUCAAGAAAGAUAAGUCUUUGAUGCUGAAAUACAAAUCUGAAGAGGACUUUAGUGAUGAUGAUUCGGCUUAUCUCAUCAAUAGAUUUCAGAAGAUUGUGAGAAAAAACAAAUGUUUUAAAAAGGGAGAAAAUGUUCCUCGAACUGCCACUCAAAAUGAUACAUGUUAUAAGUGUGGAAAAGCUGGGCACUUUAUAAGAGAUUGUCAAUUACGCAAAGCUGAAAACAAAGAAUAUCAAAAAUCAAGAAGUCAUAAAGAGAAGAAAAGGGACUUGGUACUUAAUAAAAAUGAUCAAAAAGUUGCUACUGAUUAUGUGGUCAAAAAGGCUCUUGCUGCAUGGGGAGACUCUUCAAGUGACUCAGAAGAUCCUUAUGAGCCAAAUGCCGUGUCAAUGGUGGUGGUUCAUGAAGAGGAAACUAUAUUCAAUGAGAUGUUUGCUUUUAUGGCUCAUUCAGAAAAUGAAGAAGAGGAGGACAAGGUAACUCUUCUUGAUAUGAAACAUGAUGUGAAUACUUAUUCUCUUAAAAAAUUGAGAACAUUAGCAAAUGUUAUGAUUGAUUCAGUAAUUAAGUUAACUUCUAAAAGAGAUAUUAUGAAUGCUGAGCUUGAAAGUUUGAAUGAAAAUAGAGAUAAAAUGGAUGAGAAAAUGUUGAAAAUGGAAGAUAAAAUGGAUUCUCUAGAAUCUGACAAGAGAGAACUUAAAAAACAGUUGCAUCAGAUAAAUGAAGAAGCUGAAAAGCAAAAGGGAAAGUCUAAUGGUUUACAAGUUGAACUUGAAGAAAAACUGAAAACCUCUGAGACUAAUCUUGGGUUGGCUUUGGAGCAGAGCAACAACUUAGAAAGAGAUAUUUUCAAACUUAAGGAUGAACUUGAAAAAUCUCUUAAGUGGACAAAAUCAUCUAAGCUGCUGUCUAAUGUAACAAAUCAGAGUAAUUUCAAUAAGAAGGGUCUAAGAAGUUUGAAUAUUACUCCUCCUUUUAAUUCUCACAGCAAAUAUGUUUUUGUGUCUGACAAUUUGCUUUGCCUUCAUUGUGGUAAAAAUGAGCAUUUAAAAGAAUUGUAUACUGCCUCGAGAAAGUCACAUGAAAGACUUUCUAAGUAUACAAAGAAGCAAAGAGUAUCAAAUAGAGACCUGGUUCCACAAAACAAUUCUCAACUUAAAGGUUUUUAA
This is a messenger RNA of Solanum lycopersicum (tomato), 1203 nucleotides long. RefSeq lists its product as uncharacterized. Gene Ontology annotation, molecular function: nucleic acid binding; zinc ion binding. The record is from RefSeq and is a predicted model, not a curated record. NCBI's taxonomy places the organism in Eukaryota, Viridiplantae, Streptophyta, Magnoliopsida, Solanales, Solanaceae.